This is a messenger RNA of Epinephelus lanceolatus (giant grouper), 736 nucleotides long. The record is from RefSeq and is a predicted model, not a curated record. NCBI's taxonomy places the organism in Eukaryota, Metazoa, Chordata, Actinopteri, Perciformes, Serranidae.
UUUGGAAUAGAAUUUUGAAUUUAAAGUAGCAGAGUUAAGGAUGAGAUUAGUGUCUUCAGGGCAUCCCUCUGGGUUAUUGGUCUAAGAUUCACACUUUGUAACUGCAACGUUAGCUGUUCUAGUUUCCCUCCAUCGUCUGUACUUUCCCUUCACAGUGAGAAUCACUGAACUAGUUUGGAAUCUGCCAGUGUUCGCUCUCAUUCUCUGAUCUUUAUUAUAAAUGACACACAGCAUCCUCUGCAAUGCAGGGGCAGCAAACACAUCUCCUUUCUCUUCACUGCAUGUUAUCCGAUAUGCUGCACGUUCAUAUUCUUAUUCCACGUGUAACUGUUUCAGAUCCGUACGCCCCACGGACCGAGAAGCAGAUCCCCUUCCAUCAGGGCUUCAUCCUAGUGAUGAGACACGGGCCGUACCUCACUCUCACUGCUGCGUUCCUUUUCAUCACUGUCGCCAUUCAGCUGGUACAGAGCAACUUUGUCCUCUUCUGCACUUACGCCGCCGACCUGAGGGAUCACUUCCAGAAUAUAGUGCUGACCAUCUUGGUUUCUGCAGUGAUAAGCAUCCCGCUGUGGCAAUGGUUUCUGCAGAGGUUUGGGAAGAAGACGGCAGCUUUCUGCGGCAUCACAUGGAUCAUGCCCUUCACCCUGAUGCUGGUCUUCAUCCCUAAUGUUGUGGUGGCAUACGUCGUGGCUGUGUCCUCUGGACUCAGUGUGGCUGCGUCGCUCCUGCUGCCAUG